Messenger RNA from Aspergillus nidulans FGSC A4, 1272 nucleotides. RefSeq names its product protein floA. Lineage: Eukaryota; Fungi; Ascomycota; Eurotiomycetes; Eurotiales; Aspergillaceae. The transcript has 5 exons. The record is from RefSeq and is a predicted model, not a curated record. Gene Ontology annotation, cellular component: plasma membrane. Bases 1 to 1272 code for a protein of 423 amino acids.
AUGAGGUAUUGCAUUGCCGAACCAAGCGAGUACCUCGUGCUCACAGGAGCCGGUAUUGCAGACAUUGAGAUCUGCAAGAAGGCCUGGGUGUGGCCGUGGCAGCGGUGCGCAAGGAUCUCAGUCAUGCCAUUCGAUUUUUCCCUCAGCCUUCAAGCUAUGACAAUUGAAAAGCUUCAAUUUUCACUUCCUGCCGUAUUCACCAUUGGCCCAGAGGACAAGCUGUCGUCCCUCAAGAAAUACGCGCUCUUGCUUAGUGGGAAAACUGGACAUCAACCAUCCACUAGACCAGCUGCAGCAACAGAAGACCUAAAUACGCCAACUACAAGAAAUCAUGUCCAAGAUAUCGUUAAGGGUAUCAUCGAGGGUGAAACCCGGGUCAUUGUUUCGAGUAUGACUAUGGAGGAGAUCUUCAAGGAGCGCCAGAUCUUUAAGUCAAAGGUCAUCAGCAAUGUCCAGAAUGAGCUUGAACAAUUCGGACUGAAAAUAUACAAUGCCAACGUUAAAGAACUCCAAGAUACCAAGGGCAGCGAGUAUUUUGCUUUCCUAAGCCGAAAAGCCCAAGAGGGAGCCUUGAACCAAGCGAAGAUCGACGUUGCAGAGGCCCGCAUGAGAGGUGAGAUCGGCGAGGCUGAAAAGAAGGGACGAACAAAACAAGAAAUAUCGAAGAUUGAUGCAGAGACUGCGGUCCUAGAGACGAAACGCAAGGCCGAAAAGGCUAAGGCCGACUCGGAGCUUUUGAACCGUCAGACAGAGCUUGACUCCCAAGUGGAGAUGGGUAAGAUCAUUGCAAAGCGCCAGACUGAAUCGAGAGAUGCAGAGCUGCAGAAACAGGUUGAGACCAAACGGGCAGAGACAGAGCUCGAGCGCCUCAGGGCUAAGCAGGUCACAAAGAGUAAGGUAGAGCGAGAGUCAGCUCAGGAACAAGCAGACGCGCUGUACUACUCCAAUACCAAGGCCGCCGAGGGGAGACUAUAUGAAGAGAAAAUGGAGGCGGAUGCAAGAUUCUACCGCUCCUGCAAAGAUGAUGAUGCCAUGUUCAACACGAAGAAACGUGAAGCUGAAGGAGUCAUGGAAAUGGCCAAGGCUUAUGGUGCCCUUAUUGAUGUCCUCGGGGGCCCUGAUGCCUUCCUUCAGUGGAAGAUGAUUGAGACUGGCAUGUACGAGAGACUGGCUCUGGCAAACGGUCAAGCCAUCCAAGGCCUUCAACCAAAGAUCACCACAUGGAAUACCGGAGGCAAGUGGCCAAGGCUCUUCACCAUUGGACCCCACUAA